This is a messenger RNA of Drechmeria coniospora, 384 nucleotides long. RefSeq names its product BolA-like protein. The transcript has 3 exons. The record is from RefSeq and is a predicted model, not a curated record. The coding region runs from base 1 to 384 and encodes 127 amino acids. Lineage: Eukaryota; Fungi; Ascomycota; Sordariomycetes; Hypocreales; Ophiocordycipitaceae.
AUGAGCUCGACGCCGAUGGAGGAUAUCAUCCGUGCCAAGGUCACGGCGGCCUUCAAUCCGCUGACGCUUGAAAUCUACAAUGACUCGCACCUGCAUUCUCACCACAAGGCCAUGCAGGGCAACCUCUCCAAGGAGACUCACUUUAGGCUCGUCAUCACAUCCGACGCCUUCACGUCCAAGAUGCUCCCUGCGCGGCACCGUAUGGUCUACGCCCUUCUGCGCGACGAAAUGAAUGAGGUGGACGGCAUCCAUGCCCUUCAGCUGCGCACCCUGACACCUGACGAGGAGGUGCGCCAGCAAAAGAAAGCUGCGGAAGCGGCCGCUGCGAAUAUCACCAAGGACGAGUCCCAGGCGGUGCCGUCCGCAACAGCCAGCCAGACCUGA